Molecule: messenger RNA, 777 nt
Organism: Pelodiscus sinensis (Chinese soft-shelled turtle)
Lineage: Eukaryota; Metazoa; Chordata; Testudines; Trionychidae
Product: olfactory receptor 10A4-like
Biological process (GO): G protein-coupled receptor signaling pathway
Cellular component (GO): membrane
Molecular function (GO): G protein-coupled receptor activity; olfactory receptor activity
Source: RefSeq, a predicted model, not a curated record
AUGUAUUUCUUCCUGGUGAACCUGUCUGUCUCGGAAAUGUGCUGCACCACCUGCGUGACCCCUCAGCUACUGGUUCACCUCCUGGUGGAGGAAAAGACCAUCUCCCUCGCUGGUUGUGCUGCCCAGUUGAAUGUCUUUGACAUCACAGGCCUCGCAGCUUGCUGUCUCCUCGCAGCCAUGGCCUACGACCGGUAUGUGGCCAUAUGCCACCCUUUGCAUUAUACAACCAUCAUGAGUGGCCGGGUGUGUGAGCUGCUCGCAUGCACUUCAUGGCUCAUCAGCAUCUCGGUGGCCACAGUUGAGGUCACGUGGCUCUUCAGCCUGCCCUUGUGUGGCUCCAACCGCAUCCCCCAUUUUUUCUGCUACAACGAAUCAUUACAGAAGAUGCUCUGCACUGACUCUUGGAAGAACGUGAUCUUUGGCUUGACCGUGCUGGUGCUGUUUGUUAUGAGCCCUUUUUUACUGAUAGUCCUGUCCUAUGUCCGCAUCAUCUCCACCAUCCUCAAGCUGCCGUCAGCGGAGGGGAGGCGUAAAGCCUUCUCCACCUGCUCCUCCCACCUCACGGUGGUGACUUUGCUCUAUGGAACAGGACUUUUGAGUUACCUGAAACCCGCGUCAAACUCCACCCCUGAGAGCGAUCUGCUGAUAUUCCUUAUGCACACAGCUGUAACACCCAUGAUGAAUCCCAUAAUAUACACUCUGCGGAACAAAGAGGUGAAGGUAGCCUUUAGAAACACAGUAGGGAAGGUCUUCUUCUCACACAGCUGGAGAUAUUAG